Echinops telfairi (small Madagascar hedgehog) is the source of this 9708-nucleotide messenger RNA. RefSeq names its product myosin IXA (gene MYO9A). Gene Ontology annotation, cellular component: myosin complex. The record is from RefSeq and is a predicted model, not a curated record. Gene Ontology annotation, biological process: positive regulation of GTPase activity; intracellular signal transduction. The transcript is spliced from 43 exons. Gene Ontology annotation, molecular function: protein binding; ATP binding; microfilament motor activity. Lineage: Eukaryota; Metazoa; Chordata; Mammalia; Afrosoricida; Tenrecidae. Bases 67 to 7998 code for a protein of 2643 amino acids.
UUGCAAAGAAAAUGUUUUAUACAAUCUUGAAGACGUACUAUUCAAGCUGAUGGGACAGGAUCCAAUAUGAAUAUAAAUGAUGGAGGAAGGCGACGCUUUGAGGAUAAUGAACACACAUUACAUAUAUAUCCUGGGAUAAUUUCAGAAGGGACGAUUUACUGUCCAGUUCCUGCCAGAAGAAACUCCACAGCUGCUGAGGUGAUUGACUCUCUUAUAAACAGACUCCAUCUUGACAAAACAAAAUGUUAUGUUCUAGCAGAAGUAAAAGAAUUUGGUGGCGAAGAAUGGAUACUCAAUCCAACAGACUGUCCAGUUCAGCGAAUGAUGAUGUGGCCCCGAAUGGCUCUGGAAAAUCGGUUGAGUGGCGAGGACUACCGUUUUCUUCUGCGAGAAAAAAACCUUGAUGGGUCAAUCCAUUAUGGUAGUCUUCAGUCAUGGUUACGGGUCACAGAAGAACGUCGCAGGAUGAUGGAACGGGGUUUUCUUCCACAGCCACAACAGAAAGACUUCGAUGAUUUAUGUAGUUUACCUGAUCUGAAUGAGAAAACUCUUUUAGAAAACCUUCGAAAUCGCUUUAAACAUGAAAAAAUUUAUACCUAUGUUGGCAGUAUUCUAAUAGUUAUUAACCCAUUCAAGUUUCUUCCUAUUUAUAAUCCCAAAUAUGUAAAAAUGUAUGAUAACCACCAACUAGGAAAGCUUGAACCUCACAUUUAUGCUGUGGCUGAUGUAGCUUAUCACGCAAUGCUUCAACGCAAAAAGAAUCAGUGCAUUGUGAUUUCAGGAGAGAGUGGUUCUGGCAAGACUCAAAGCACAAACUUUCUUAUUCAUCACCUCACUGCCCUCAGUCAGAAAGGAUUUGCCAGUGGAGUAGAACAAAUUAUUCUUGGAGCUGGACCAGUGCUUGAGGCCUUUGGAAAUGCAAAGACAGCUCAUAAUAACAACUCAAGUCGUUUUGGCAAGUUUAUUCAAGUAAAUUACCAAGAAACAGGCACUGUUCUUGGUGCCUAUGUUGAAAAAUAUCUACUGGAGAAGUCCAGACUUGUUUAUCAAGAGCACAAUGAACGGAAUUACCAUGUAUUCUAUUACCUCCUGGCAGGAGCAAGUGAAGAAGAGAGAUUAGCAUUCCAUCUUAAGCAACCUGAGGAAUAUCAUUAUCUUAAUCAGAUAACAAAGAAACCUCUCAGACAGAGCUGGGAUGAUUAUUGCUAUGACUCUGAGCCGGAUUGCUUCACAGUGGAGGGAGAAGAUUUGAGGCAUGACUUUGAACGCUUACAACUAGCCAUGGAAAUGGUAGGAUUUCUUCCCAAGACUCGAAGACAAAUUUUCUCCCUUCUCUCAGCAAUACUACAUUUGGGCAAUAUCUGUUAUAAAAAGAAAACAUACCGGGAUGACUCCAUAGAUAUCUGUAAUCCUGAAGUACUUCCUAUUGUCUCAGAAUUAUUAGAAGUUAAAGAAGAGAUGCUAUGUGAUGCGUUAGUUACCAGGAAAACUGUGACAGUAGGAGAAAAACUGAUUUUACCAUACAAGCUGGCCGAGGCUGUGACAGUGAGGAACUCCAUGGCUAAGUCUCUCUAUAGUGCCCUGUUUGACUGGAUAGUUUUUCGAAUUAAUCACGCACUUUUAAAUAGUAAAGAUUUGGAGCAAAAUACCAAGACUUUGUCCAUUGGUGUUCUUGAUAUUUUUGGUUUUGAAGAUUAUGAAAAUAACAGCUUUGAACAGUUUUGUAUUAAUUUUGCCAAUGAACGUUUACAACACUACUUUAAUCAACAUAUCUUUAAAUUGGAGCAAGAGGAAUAUAGAACAGAAGAUAUCAGCUGGCACAAUAUUGACUAUAUUGAUAAUACUUGUUGUAUAAAUCUUAUUAGUAAGAAACCAACAGGAUUGCUCCAUCUAUUAGAUGAGGAAAGCAACUUUCCACAGGCUACAAAUCAAACAUUAUUAGACAAAUUUAAACAUCAACAUGAAGAGAAUUCUUACAUUGAAUUUCCAGCUGUGAUGGAGCCUGCUUUCAUCAUAAAGCACUAUGCUGGGAAAGUUAAAUAUGGGGUAAAGGAUUUCCGGGAAAAAAAUACAGACCAUAUGCGCCCAGAUAUUGUAGCUCUACUGAGAAGUAGCAAGAAUGCAUUUAUCUCUGGGAUGAUUGGAAUUGAUCCAGUAGCUGUUUUCCGAUGGGCGGUUCUUCGAGGUUUUUUCAGAGCCAUGGUUGCUUUCAGGGAAGCUGGAAAAAGACACACGCAGAACAAAACUGGACAUGAUGACACAGCGCCAUGUGCACUUUUGAAAAGUAUGGAUAGUUUUAGCUUUCUACAGCACCCAGUCCACCAGAGGAGCUUAGAGAUUCUGCAGAGGUGCAAGGAAGAGAAGUACAGUAUAACCCGGAAAAAUCCCAGAACACCUCUGUCUGAUCUCCAGGGCAUGAAUACUCUAAAUGAAAAAAACCAACAUGAUACAUUUGACAUUGCCUGGAAUGGCAGAACGGGGAUCCGGCAAAGCAGAUUAUCAAGUAGUAGCUCCUUGCUUGACAAAGAUGGGAUAUUCGCUAAUACAACUAGCAGCAAACUCCUGGAGAGAGCCCAUGGAAUUCUCACGAGAAACAAAAACGUUAAAUCGAGACCUGUCCUUCCAAAGCACUUGUUAGAGGUGAAUUCUUUAAAGCACCUGACCAGACUCACCCUACAGGAUCGAAUUACCAAGUCACUUCUCCAUUUGCACAAGAAGAAGAAACCUCCAAGUAUCAGUGCCCAGUUUCAGGCAUCAUUAAGCAAACUGAUGGAGACACUUGGUCAAGCAGAACCAUAUUUUGUAAAAUGCAUUCGCUCUAAUGCUGAAAAGCUGCCCUUAAGGUUCAAUGAUACCUUGGUACUUAGACAGCUUCGGUACACUGGAAUGCUGGAGACAGUUCGAAUUCGACAAUCAGGAUACAGCUGCAAAUAUUCUUUCCAGGAUUUUGUGAGCCACUUCCAUGUACUACUUCCCCGAAAUAUUACUCCAUCUAAGUUUAACAUUCAGGAUUUCUUCAGGAAAAUAAAUGUUAAUUCAGAUAAUUAUCAAGUUGGAAAAACUAUGGUGUUCUUAAAGGAACAGGAACGGCAGCACUUACAAGACCUGCUUCACCAAGAGGUGCUCCGCAGAAUCAUAUUACUGCAGCGAUGGUUCAGGGUCUUGCUGUGUAGGCAACAUUUCCUCAAUUUGAGACAGGCAUCCAUUAUUAUCCAGCGAUUCUGGAGGAAUUACCUGAAUCAGAAGCAUGUCAGAGAUGCAGCUGUGCAGAAGAAUGUGUUUGUUAUGGCUAGUGCAGCUACUCUUCUCCAAGCGUCCUGGCGUGCCUACUUAGAGAGGCGGUGGUACUUGGAGCUGCGAGCUGCAGCCAUCAUUAUCCAGCAAAGGUGGCGGGACUAUUACAGAAGGAGGCACGUGGCGGCUGCCUACAUACAGGCAAGAUGGAAAGGCUACAGGGAAAAGAAGCGGUACCGAGAACAAAGGAACAAAAUUAUCCUUUUGCAAGCUGCAUGUAGAGGAUUCAGAGCAAGACAUAGGUUUAAAGCUUUGAAAAAACAAAGACACAAAGAAACAAAAGUAGAGCUUGGAUUGGUGACUACCCAGGCAUAUGGGUCUCUGGACAUUCAAGGCUCAGACCCUUCAGAAUGGGAAGACUGUUCCUUUGACAAUAGAGUGAAAGCCAUAGAGGAAAGUAAAUCUGUAAUCGAGAGUCAUAGAAUUAGCUGUGAGAGCUCAGGAGACUACUCCGAGGAUUCCCCAAACAAACGACAGGAGAGAGCCAGAAGCCAAAGUGGUGCAGACUUCCAGGAAGAUGUGGUCGUGAGGGAGAGACCCAAGUCCUUGGAGGAUCUCCAUCAGAAAAAAGGCAGUCGGGCCAAAAGAGAAAGCCGGAGGAUGAGAGAACUGGAGCAAGCUAUAUUUAGCUUAGAAUUACUAAAAGUCCGCUCCCUUGGUGGUGGGUCUCCUUCAGAGGAACGCAGAUGGUCUACAGAACUCAUGCCCGAGGGCCUUCCGUCUCUACGGGGCACACCUGAUAGUGAAAGUUCUCAAGGGAGCUUGGAACUUCUGAGCUGUGAAGAAAGUCAGAAGAGCAAACUAGAGCCAGUCAUUCCAGGUGUUGGAGCCUGGACAGUUCCAUCACCUCAGACAUCCAUCAGGAGUCCGCAAGACGGUCCACAGGAUGCUGCCCGCAGUGCCUCAAGUGAGACUAGCCAUGAACUGACGCAAAGGCAGACACCCGCUGGCUUGGAGCCUUUGAAGGAUGGCACUAUGCAGGAUAAGAUAGUCUGCAGGUCCGGAUUCAUUACCUGUAAACCACAGCUGAGAGAACCCCUUAUUUCAAAUAGUCUGCCUACAUUUUUUUAUAUUCCCCAACAAGAUCCAUUGAAAACUCGUUCCCAACAAGAUACAAGUAUUCAGAGAAACAAGCAAUUGGAAAGUAAAGAAACACAGGGGACAGCUCUUACCUUGGAUAUCAAUAGAGAAGCCCCAAAGUACCACUGCUCAGGAGAAGAUCAAGUUGUUGCUUCUUUGAAUACAGAUCCUUCUAAUACUGUGCUUGAAAAACUAGAAAAGCUAAACAUUGAGAAGGAAGAAAGGCAAAAGCAGUUACAACAGCAGAAUGAAAAAGAAAUGAUGAAGCAGAUUCGCCAGCAGACAGAUAUUUUAGGGAAGGAACGUAAAGCCCUCAAGACAGUUGAAAAGCCAAGAAUUGGGGAGUAUAUGCUGACCCCUUUGAUAAGUCCAUCAGGGCAAAUAGUUGAGAGGCCAACCUCUCUCAUUCUAAAUACUACAAAUAAAGGAGAACUCGGUGUACCGGAACCCCAUUCAAUAGCUAAAAAAGGUACAGCUCUUGCCCCAAAAGAUAGUUCCUCUGCUCACCUACCCCCGAAGGACCGACCUGUCACCCUGUCCUUUGAAAAAAAAGGAAGUCCAUGCCAACCCAAGGAGUUAUCUAAGACAGACAGAACAGGCUCCCAAAUGAACACAACUUGUAAACUCUCAAAUAAUCGUGUUUCAAAAAGAGAAUGUGUUAGGCAUCCAGCUCAGUCUUGUAGCCAUAAAUCUGAUGACCCUUCCAAAGAGGGAACAACUAGAGCCAUUUUCUUCAUGCCAAAGGACAACUCGAGUAUUCCACUUGUCAGCAAGGAAUCCUUAAAGUGUGGAAAUCCUCACUACCAUAAGCAAGAUGAACCAGCUUGGAAACCUGUGAGGCCAGCUGGGCUGGGCCAAAGAGAGGUUGCCAGACCGGCCCAUAAAAAGAAAGCUCGCAUGGCGCGGACGCGCUCCGAUUUCUUGACUAGAGGUACUUUUGCCGAUGGGGAGGGGGAUACAGAGGAAGAUGAUUACGAUGACAUUAUUCAGCCCCUUCUCUCCCUUGACCAAGCUUCUCACUCUGAGCUCGGGCCUGCACCCAGCCUGGGUCAGGCCUCUCACAGUGACUCCGAAAUGACUUCACAACGAUUUUCUUCAAUUGAUGAACAAGCAAAGCUUCAUAAGACUAUGUCUCAAGGAGAGAUUACAAAGUUGACUGUGGGACAGAAGUCUUCAGAUUCAGAUAUAAGACCUCAGAGAGCUAAGAUGAGAUUCUGGGCCAAAGGCAAGCAAGGGGAGAAAAAAACAACCAGAAUGAAGCCUACCCCUCACUCAGAGGUUUCCACACUUUUCCCUUGCUCGGAUGUGCUUCCAGUGCCACAGUUUCCAGAUGAAUUAGUUCAUUAUCAACCGACACCUUCUUUGAGCACCGAUCUACCUGGGUGUUCCCGGAAGGAGUUUAAGGAGAACAAAGAGCCUUCUCCAAAGGCAAAGAGGAAGCGAGGUGUGAAGAUCAGCAAUGUGGCUUUGGAGUCCAUGCAUUGGCAAAAUGACUCUGUCCAGAUCAUAGCAAGUACCAAUGAUUUGAAAAGCAUGGAUGAAUUUCUUCUGAAGAAGAUGAAUGAUCUGGAUAAUGAAGACAGCAAGAAAGAUACAAUGGUGGAUGUUGUGUUUAAAAAGGCCCUAAGAGAGUUUCGACAGAAUAUCUUCAGCUUUUAUUCAUCUGCAUUGGCGAUGGAUGAUGGGAAAAGCAUACGGUAUAAGGACCUCUAUGCACUAUUUGAACAGAUUCUGGAAAAGACAAUGAGAUUUGAGCAGCGCGAUUGGAGUGAAUCUCCAGUCAGAGUUUGGGUCAACACUUUUAAAGUGUUUUUAGAUGAAUAUAUGAACGAAUUCAAGACAUCAGAUUGCGUAGCCACAAAGGUGCCAAAAACAGAAAGAAAAAAAAGAAGGAAAAAAGAAGCUGAUUUGGUGGAAGAACACAAUGGUCACAUUUUUAAAGCCACUCAGUAUAGCAUCCCUACGUACUGUGAAUACUGUUCUUCACUGAUAUGGAUAAUGGACCGAGCCUCUGUUUGCAAAUUAUGCAAGUAUGCUUGCCACAAAAAGUGUUGUCUGAAAACCACCGCCAAGUGCUCUAAAAAGUAUGACCCAGAGUUGUCAUCUCGACAAUUUGGAGUUGAGCUGUCUCGUUUGACCAGUGAGGACCGAACUGUUCCAUUAGUGGUGGAGAAGCUAAUAAACUACAUUGAAAUGCAUGGAUUGUAUACAGAAGGCAUUUACCGGAAGUCUGGUUCAACUAACAAAAUCAAGGAGCUCCGACAAGGCCUAGAUACAGAUGCUGAGAAUGUAAACCUAGAUGACUAUAACAUACAUGUCAUUGCAAGUGUCUUCAAACAAUGGCUUCGUGAUUUGCCCAAUCCACUUAUGACCUUUGAACUCUAUGAGGAAUUUCUUCGAGCUAUGGGCCUUCAGGAGAGGAAGGAGACAAUCCGUGGUGUAUACUCUGUGAUUGACCAGCUCUCUAGAACUCAUCUCAAUACACUGGAACGCCUCAUCUUUCAUCUAGUCAGGAUUGCUCUGCAGGAAGACACUAAUCGAAUGUCUGCUAAUGCUUUGGCCAUUGUGUUUGCGCCCUGCAUUCUCCGCUGCCCUGACACCACCGACCCACUACAAAGUGUGCAGGACAUCAGUAAGACGACCACUUGUGUGGAGCUGAUUGUUGUCGAACAGAUGAAUAAAUACAAGGCUCGCCUCAAAGAUAUCAGUAGCCUGGAAUUUGCUGAGACUAAGGCAAAGACCAGGUUGUCCCUGAUUCGGAGAUCAAUGAAACCUGUACUAAUUGCAGUUAGAUUUAUGAGCAUUACCCGCAAUUCAGUCUCGGGAAAGGGACGCAUUCGUCGAGGAAACUAUCCAAGCCCUUCCUCUCCUGUUGUAGUUCGUUUGCCCUCUGUGUCUGAUGUCCCUGAAGAGGCCUUGACUAGCGAGGCCGCCAUGGAGACUGACAUCACAGAGCAGCAGCAAGCAGCCAUGCAGCAGGAGGAGCGAGUGCUGACGGAGCAGAUUGAGAACCUGCAGAAAGAGAAGGAGGAGCUAACAUUUGAAAUGCUUGUCCUGGAACCCCGGGCCUCUGAUGAUGAGACCCUUGAAUCUGAGGCCUCCAUUGGGACAGCCGAUAGCUCAGAAAAUUUGAACAUGGAAUCUGAAGGUGCUGUCUCUGAGAAAUCAGCAGAGAGAAGCUUAGCGCUCAGCAUGAAGGCACCUGGCAAGUCUGAACCUUCCAGCAAGUUGCAAAAGCACCUUAAAAAACAGCAGGACUCUUUGGAUUCAGUGGACUCUUCGGCUGCUGCUUUAUGCCCACCUGGCACCGCAUCUUCUCAUGGGACCAGAAAACGGUUUCAGAUUUAUUCCAAAUCUCCAUUGUACCGAGUUGGUGAAGCUCUAGGAUUGGAAGGACCGAUGGGCCAGACCAAAUCCCUGGAAGACAGACCUCAGUUCAUUAGCAGAGGAACAUUCAACCCUGAAAAGGGCAAACAGAAAUUAAAGAAUGUGAAAAACUCACCCCAAAAAGCCAAAGAGGCCCCAGAGGGGACAGUAGCAUCUGGCCGCAAGAAAACCGUGGACCAAGACUGCGGCGCUGCCCAACAGCUAACUCUUUUUGGGAAUAAUGAGUUUAUGGUCUGAACUGGCCCACAGAUAUGUCCCUUUGCAGCCACAGAUGGUAAACGGGUCUUAUUUGGGGGGGCCUCUUCUCACCACCGAGUCCACAAUAGUCCAUUCUAAUUGUGGCCCUCCCUCUACCCGGGCAUACAACUAUUCCUUGUGUGCUGAGCCCCUGGGCCUGCUGAAGAAGUGGAACAGCCUCUUGGAGGCCUGCUGAGGUUGGUGCCAGCUGUGCCUUGGCUGCUGGAUCUGGAUUUGGAUUUCACCAAAAGGCAACCGAGGGCCCUGGAACAUUUUGGUCAUGCUCCUUUCCCUUCCAGAGGUGGGGGUUGGGGCUGACUCUGGGAGAAGGGGAUCUGGUGGACCCAAGAGGCCGACUGACGUCUGACAUUUGAAGAGAACAAAUCUUUCUUAACUAUGAAAGCAAAAACCUUUAGGUUUAUUUGGGGCUAGGUAGGAACUGGGGCUGGAUAUAAUUUUUUAUCCCCCAAGGAUUUAUAGCAAAAAAGCUUGAGCCCUCUAUUUCAUGAUGUUUUUGGAAACUCCAUUCCAGGUUCUAUUUGGGGGAUGGUAACGCAACUGUCUCCAUGAAGCCAUCAGAGCAUGUCUCAGACAGCUGGCUGUGCAGUGAAGAAGAGCCCAUGCUUUGCUUUUCUGAUGCGGUUUUCAGCCCUGAAAAUCCAUACCCGUGUAAGUCCUCCUGGUGAUGCAUUCUUGCCGAAUGUACUGCAUGGCUGAUGCUUCACUCGCCAGGACUGUUGUCAUGCUCCUCGAAACACCCCCCUUUUUUAUUUUUUGUCUUAAGUUGGAAAAAUAAUGGUACUCAAAGGCCCUUUAUUGAAAAAAAGCAGUCCCCAACCGUGUGUGUGAAGGCUACUUGGGUAGGUCACCUAAAUUUCAUCUUACCACUUCAGUGGACCCUGCUAAGCUGGAGACUUGUUAGCUCCCCCAUCCCCCACCCCCCUUUUUUUUUUUUUAAUGUUCCAGAGCUAGAGUGACGGCCAAGCAUGAGCAUUUCUCCUUAAUCCAUCCAGACUUUUCUCUCUGUACAGUUAAACUGCAGACCACACAUGAGCCUCACAGUCUGCUGGUAGCUUCUCACCACCAACUACACAGGUCACACGGCCGUUUAGCCCCUUUCCCCCAAACAGUCACACCCAGCGUUGCAUGGAUAAGUGUUAGGGAAAGCUGCCAAAAAGAGACCGAAAGAGAGAAAGUUUUCAUAUGACUUAACUCUUACCUUCUUUUCCUCAGACCAUCAGUAUUAAAUAGAUUGAAAGGAAAAAAAAAAUGUAUCAAGGACUACUUGAAGCUAUUUUUGUUAAUAUUCUGGUUACUGAAGUUUACUGUAAAUAUUUAUGUAUAGUAUGCACAUUUCUUUUUAACCUUGUGCUUCCCUCCCUGCUGUGGAAUUUCUCCCCACAGAUUAGGGGCCACGGAACGGGGGGCUGAGAUCCAUUCCUUCCGGUGUGGAGGGAGAAGUGCCCGUCAUCUUCACCACUGGGUGUCUUGACCCCCACGUUACAAUAACAUUUUAAGCUUCUUAGCAUUUGUGGGAUUAGAAAUAUGUUUUUGCUAUUUAUAAUGUAUGAAAAAUAAUGUACGGAAAACAUGAUACUCUUUCUUGAGAUAAGUAUGUGAAAAUGUUUAUUUUUAAAGUUACUAAAUGCAUCUUGUCUAACUACUACAUGCACUGUUCUGAAAAAGAGCCUUUACCAUCUGUAACGUGAA